AUGUCCUCCAGGCGAAGAGGCGAAGACGGCGCCGACGUGAUAAUCUCGCGUGUCCAAACUUCCCAUCGAAGGAUGGGAGACUACGAAAAGCUAGCGCCGAAACAGUACCCACCGAAAACGUUGCGAGAAACUUUGGAAGGGAAAUAUUGGAAGAACUAUAAAACGACGUCGUUGCAAAACCAACCCGGGAUCGUGACGGACGUGUUUUAUUCCGGUUCCAUGGACGAUAGCACGUUUCCUUGUCACCUAACGGCGACGAGUUCUGCAAGGGUGACCAUGUAUAACCAAAACGGGAGGAAAGUUUUAAAGACGUUCGCGAGGUUUAAAGACGUCGCGUUUAGUGGAGUGUUGAGAAAAGACGCGAAAGUGUUAGCGGUGGGUGGACAAAGCGGCAUCGUGCAAUUGUUUGACGUGAAGACGAGAAAUAUUCUGAGAAAGUUUACUUUGCACGCCGGCGCGGUGAGAGCGGUGCGAUGGAGCGAGACGAGUAAUUUGAGCGUCGGGUCGAGUUCAGACGACACGACGGUACGGAUAUGGGACGUCAGUACGGGGAAUUGUUCACAGAGAUUCGAUGGACACAAGGAUUACGUUCGCGCGUUGGAAUCGAGUCCAGAACAGAAUGACGUGUGGGCGAGCGGAUCGUACGACCACAGCGUUAGGCUGUGGGACGCUAGAGUAGGUAGAGACGCGGUGAUGACUAUGCAGCAUACCGGUCCAGUAGAAGAUAUAUGUUGGUAUCCAAAUGCGAGAGCGUUAGUAUCGUGUGGAGGACCGGAAGUUAUCGUAUGGGACGUCGUCAAAGGCGCCUCUUCGUUCAACGUGAAGGAUCCCAUAGAGAAUAGUAAUAAUAAUAAUAGAUUAAUGCGUUUGACGAAUCAUCAAAAGACGGUGAUGACGGUGAAUGUGCACAAAGACUGUGGUCCAAGAACAUCGAACAACAACAACGCGACUGAUGAAUAUCAGCCGAGAUUAAUCACCGGGAGCUUAGAUGGACACGUGAAGGUGCAUGAGAUUGACGCGUUCACCGUGAAACACGCCGCCAAGUUUCCCGGUCCAGUUUUAUGUUGUUCGGUCUCACCAGACGCUAACGCUUUCGCGGUUGGUAUGGCAACUAAAACCUUGUGUAUUAGAAAGCGAACGAAAGCGCGAAUUGCGGAUGCAAAUGCGAAACCUACGCCCGGGCCAGGUGCAGGGAAAUGGAAAAUCACCUUGAAAUCUGGAUUCAGGAUAAAACGACCGAGGCGAAUGGACGCGAGCACGAUUGGUUACUUCACGAGAACUGGGAACGCGCAACCGCGCUUGGAGGACGAGAUUGUAAGGAGAAAGAAACGUCUACGACUGCAAGCGCACGAUAGAGCACUGAGAAAAUUUCGUUUUGGAGAUGCACUCGAUGCGGCUAUAAAUAACAGGAGACCAGAGGUUGUCAUGGCCGUCAUCGAAGACAUUGAAAAAAGAGGAGGCAUCACAAAGGCGUUGGCGAAUAGGGAUGAGCACGGAUUGGUGCCAGUUUUAGAGUUCGUCGUCAAAUACAUCGCGAAUCCGCGUCACACGCGAGAUCUCGUCAGAUUAUCUCAGGAAAUUCUCGAUUUGUACGGUUCUGAUGUAGGGACGAGUAAACGCAUCGAUAGAUGCUUGAAUCAGUUGAGAGAAAGAGUAAUGCUCGAGCUUCGAUUAGAAGACACGUUGGAUAAGCUGUCUGGCAUGUGUGGCAUCAUUUUGAAUUCUUACUAG
Molecule: messenger RNA, 1731 nt
Organism: Bathycoccus prasinos
Lineage: Eukaryota; Viridiplantae; Chlorophyta; Mamiellophyceae; Mamiellales; Bathycoccaceae
Exons: 1
Coding region: 1-1731 (576 amino acids)
Biological process (GO): positive regulation of transcription by RNA polymerase I; rRNA processing
Cellular component (GO): nucleolus
Molecular function (GO): protein binding
Source: RefSeq, a predicted model, not a curated record